Messenger RNA from Arthroderma uncinatum, 1506 nucleotides. Its product is annotated as catalase. Lineage: Eukaryota; Fungi; Ascomycota; Eurotiomycetes; Onygenales; Arthrodermataceae. Gene Ontology annotation, cellular component: mitochondrion; cytoplasm; peroxisome. The record is from RefSeq and is a predicted model, not a curated record. The transcript is spliced from 4 exons. Gene Ontology annotation, molecular function: heme binding; catalase activity. Gene Ontology annotation, biological process: response to hydrogen peroxide; hydrogen peroxide catabolic process. The coding region runs from base 1 to 1506 and encodes 501 amino acids.
AUGGGAGCUGACGAUAAGCCUGAUACAUACCGUUACAAUGAGGUGCCAGUUUAUACUACCUCCAAUGGCUGCCCGGUCAUGGACCCGGAGUCUUCACAGAGAGUCGGCGAGAAUGGGCCACUACUCCUGCAGGACUUCCAUCUCAUCGACCUACUAGCACACUUCGACCGUGAGCGUAUCCCCGAGCGAGUCGUACAUGCAAAGGGGGCUGGAGCAUACGGUGAAUUUGAAGUCACAGAUGAUAUUACCGACAUCACAAUAGUUGACAUGCUCAAAGGCGUAGGCAAGAAGACGAAACUGCUAACCCGCUUCUCUACUGUGGGUGGUGAAAAGGGCUCUGCCGACAGUGCGCGAGACCCUCGCGGCUUCGCUAUCAAAUUCUACACUGAAGAGGGGAAUUUGGACUGGGUCUUCAAUAACACACCCAUAUUCUUCCUACGUGACCCUUCCAAAUUUCCCAUCUUCAUCCAUACCCAGAAACGGAACCCGCAGACAAAUCUCAAAGACCCAGAUAUGUUUUGGGAUUAUUUGUCCACGCAUCAAGAGUCUGCCCAUCAAAUCAUGCACCUGUUCUCGGACCGUGGAACGCCUUACUCUUAUCGCCACAUGAACGGCUACUCGGGCCAUACAUACAAGUGGAUCACUCCCGACGGAGGCUUCAACUACGUUCAAAUCCACCUAAAGACAGAUCAGGGUAUCAAAAACUUCACCAACGAUGAAGCAGCCCGUAUGUCCGCUAAGAACCCCGACUGGCAUACGGAAGAUCUUUUCAAUGCUAUUAAAGCCGGCAACAACCCUUCUUGGACAUGCUAUGUUCAGGUCCUCUCACCAGCUGACGCCGAGAAAUUCCGCUGGAACAUUUUUGACCUUACCAAAGUCUGGCCACACGCUGAAGUUCCCCUCCGUCGCUUUGGCCGUCUCACCCUCAACAAGAACUUACAGAACUACUUUGCCGAAAUGGAACAGGCCGCUUUCUCACCUUCCCAUGUUGUGCCGGGCGUCGAACCUUCUGCUGAUCCAGUGCUUCAAUCCCGUCUUUUCUCCUACCCAGAUACCCACCGUCACCGCUUAGGCACAAAUUACACCCAAAUACCUGUAAACUGUCCCCUGAAAGCAUUUACGCCUUAUCAACGAGACGGACAUAUGUCAGUCGAUGGUAACCAUGGCGCGAAUCCCAACUACCCAUCUAGCUUUAGGAAAGUGGAAUUCCGGCCCAUUCGCGCCAGCCAGGAGCACGAGAAGUGGGCUGGGGCUGUUCUUUCGAAGCAGCUCCCUGUCGUAGACGAGGAUUUUGUGCAGCCAGGUAGACUGUGGGAGGUUAUGGGCAAAGAUAAAGGCCAACAGGAUAAUUUCGUAGGGAACGUGGCAGGCCAUUUGGCAGGAGCAAACGCACACGUUAGAAAGGCAACGUAUGGGAUGUUCAGCAGAAUCAAUAAGGACCUUGGUGGGAGAAUACAGCAGGCAACUGAGAAGGAGGUCUCAGCCAAACCACAGCCACGUCUUUAG